This is a messenger RNA of Xyrichtys novacula (pearly razorfish), 10640 nucleotides long. Lineage: Eukaryota; Metazoa; Chordata; Actinopteri; Labriformes; Labridae. The record is from the annotation of a GenBank genome assembly.
AUGCGCCAACAGGAAGCCGAUUGUACUGAAAGGUAUGUUAGCUAACACGCAUCCUUUCGGAGGCUGACAAUUUUCUCCUCUAUAUCCAGUCAUUUGGUCUCUAUUUAAUUAAAACCAUCAUUGUUGUUUUAUGUAUUGAAGCAAAAUAGACUCAUAUCAAUUAAUUGACAUAUCUGUGUGAUUAAUUCGUUGUAUUUUUUAUUUAGUGCGGGUCACACCGGUUUGUGUGAACGACAUGCGUGCUAACUGUGGCCAUGCAGAUGCGGUCUAAUUUCAGCCUUAGAGGACAAGCGCUCGCAUCUGAAUCACCCAUAAAAACGAGAUCGAUAUUAAAUAACGGAUAUUGAUAACGGUGUUCUGUAUCCAAUCACGUUUUUCUCUUAAGAGAUAUUCAUCUCUGUGCUCGUUUGUUCAAAAUCGGUAAUCCAACGCUAUUAAGGUUUAAGCCUAAAGUGAGAUUUGACCAUAAAUAGAUGUGCUUUACACUCUGUACAUAUGAGCUCAUGAUUUCACCUGAUAGAGAAAUCAUCUUUGAAGGCUUUUGAGGUCUACUAUAGAGGCAUUAAAAUGUGAAUCUGGUGUUUAAGACGUUACCAUCCAGCAGAGGAAGCUGUGAGCUGUAUCGUCCACUUACAUUGUAAAGCUGCAGAUUUACAUGUUGGAUAAGAGGCAUAAAAUAUAAGCUCAGUUGUUACAGAUGAGGGCCAAACAGCUCCACCUGUUUUGGAAAUAAGACGCUGUUUAUUGCGUACUGAUUGUUCAAUAAUAAAAAAAAUCUGCAUAGAUAUAUUAUGUAUAGAUAUGUCACUGUCAGUAAGUCAGUUGUAGGUAAAGACUACGCAGUCAGUCUUUAAAAGUCUUAUCAGCACAUUUUACAGAGACCAAGGUCAGUUACCCUCCUCAAAGGAAUCCAAGCUUUACUCGUGACCUGAAAUAAGCAUGGUCUUUCUGUCAGUCUACCUACAAUUCACACAGUUCAGCUGACGGUCACGAUGACCUGCUCCUGAUAACCAGGCAGAACAUUGUCCUCAACACAUACCAAAUCAUAAAAUAGGCUACAGAGAGUAAAAUACAACACUAACCAGCCACGCUGUCUAUCCCAGAAACUCAAUAACACCAUUUUAACAUGUUCAAGUCUGUCUUGAUUUUCUACAAAUAACAGUUCUGCUAUGAUUCCCUAACAUUGGUUUGAUUGGAGUGGUUUCUUCCAGCUAGUUCUUCCAAAAAUAACCAGUUAGCACUAGAUUACAUAGCCUAUUCAAGGAAACACACACACACAAUGUACUAACUAGGUAAUGACCUGUAAUUUGGAGUAUAGCCUUUAAGAGAGUUUUCCCAGUGAGACAUGAUAGUGAACAUAAACUUUAAAACCCCGCAGAGGAGGGGGGAAAAAAACAUCCAGGCAAGAGAAACAUUUUGUCCUGCUGGAAAAAUACUGAAGCCAGUUAAAGCGGGUCAUGCCUAAAAAAAAUGUGUUUUUACUGAAGACUACGGACAGCCCCAAGGUUGCUGCAAAGGCAGUAACUAAAAGAAAAUAGAGGGGACUUGAUGACUUAAAGGUCCUCAGUAGUCCUUCCUUUGGCUGCAGGCUUUUUUUGUAAAUCCAUGUUGAGCACCCCUUUGUACGGCAUUAUUGUGGCAUAUCCCUGCAGUGCAUAUACAGUCUUCCAAGGUUAAGUUGGGCCAUUGUCAGCUGAAAAAUAGCUUUUUUUAUGUCUUUGUGUGAUGCUUCCUGAAGGUGGCAUAAUACAAUGCUACCAAGUCUCAUUGGGAAUUGUUUUAAGGCUUAAAAUAUCGGUCUCAAGCUUAAGAAAUGAUGAAGACAGCUGCUUUUUUCAGAGUGUCUGUUGGGUUUUUGAGUUAUAUUUUCAUAUAAUUGAUGUGCUUUACAUUAUGUAACCAGACAAACAUGGCAGUGGAUGUUCCUGGACUGGUGGCCGUGGUGGUUUUUUAUAUCAUCAUCCUAGUAAUUGGCAUUUGGGCAUCUCGAAAGUCCAAGAAAGCGGAGAAGUCAUGUGUUGGCAGCAAAAGCGAAGUUACCAUGGUGGGCGGCCGCAACAUCAACGUCCUGGUUGGAGUUUUCACCAUGACAGGUAGAACUGUGCUUUAUUUUUGAGUGUCUAUAACUUGAUCAGUGUAAUUGUGGGUGUACAUUCUCCUUUCUGUGGUUGUAUUUCAGCGACAUGGGUUGGUGGAGGUUACAUUAUGGGAACUGCUGAAGCUGUUUAUUCUCCUACUCAAGGUCUCAUCUGGGCGAUGGGGCCUCCCGCGUAUCUUAUCAAUUUCAUUCUAGGUGAGUAGCUCCAACAAAUGCAGCUGCGUUAUAACACAAAGUGGACAACAUAGUGAUGGUCAUUGUUCAAGGCUCUCACUAGAUUAUUACAGCACUCUGUAUCUUUUCUUGUUUUGGUGCUUCACAGCACCCUAGUGUUGUAUUUUCAGCCCCGUUUCCUCAAGUGUCACAGGAUGUGACUGUAGAUGUGUCUUGUGUGUUUGCUCUUAUUGUUUAGACAAGAAUACACUGACAACAUUUAGAAACUAUUUAAAGGCAAAGUUUGCUAUAAAUGCAUGUAGUUUUCACAUAAUCAUUGCAACCACCUGCAAGUGGUCACACACUGAAACAAAAUCACUGAGAUUAGUCCUGUCUCCCAGGUGAAAUGACUGCCAAAAAUUAAGAUUACGGACAGUCAGAAAGCCGGAGUACAUUUCACUGAAGGCCCCAAUUAGAAUUGACUUAAGCUUGAAAAGUAUGUUCUGGCCAAAGUAACACCCGCACUCAAAGCUAAGAGACCACAGAGUCAUCUCAGGACUUUAAGACCUCCAAUACAGAGAAAAUGUAUGUUAGGAGAGGAUAUUUAUGAGCAAAUCGAAAAAGUUGAAUGUACCAAAAUGUCCUUAUUUCCUCAUAAUUUAAUUCAAAAUGUGAAAUUUACACAUAUUCUAGAGUCUUUGCACUCAAAGUGAAAUUUCAAGACUGUUUUUGUUUGAAUCUUGAUGAUUAUGACUUAUAGCUCAGGAUAAUCAAAAAUCUUCUAUCUCAAAAUAUUAGAAUAUUACAAAACACCAAAAAAAAAAGAGGGAUUUAUAAAACUGUGACAUGGUGUGGAGGCAAUCAGUUUCUGCCUUUAGCUUGUCUGUAUAGACAAGCUUGUCUUGUCUCUUAGCUUGUCUCUGAUCUUUUCCCAGAGGUUCUCUGUAGGGUUCUGAUCAGACCUCUUGAAUUGCCAAUCAAGCACAUAAUUGCAGUUUACAAGCCAGUUCCUGGUAGUUUUUUUGGUGCUGUGGGCAGGUGCAAGGUCCUGCUGGAAACGGAAAUCUUUAUCUCAAUAAAUCUUAUCAGCAUAUGGAAGCAUAAAGUGCUCUAAAAUCACCCCAAUCAUCACAUACUGUGGGAACUUCGUCCUGGACUUAAAGCACCUUGGAUUAUGUGCCUCUCUGAUCUUUCUCCAGACUCUGGGAACUUGAUUUCCAAAUGACAUCCAAAAUUUACAUUCAUCUGAAGAGAGGACUUUGGACCACUGAGCAAUAGUCCAGUUCUUUUUCUUCUUGAGUCAUUUAAGACACUUAUGGCAUCCCUGGUUCAGAAGUAGCUUGACCUCAGGAACACAACAUGUAGUUUAUUUCCUUCACAUGUCUCCGUAUAGUGGCUCUUUAUGCUCUGACUCCAACCUUAGCCCACUCCUUGUGAAGCUCCAUUAAGUUCUUGAACCUGUUUUGUUUGACAAUCCUUUCUAGGCUGUGCUUAUCCCUGUUACUUGGUCCCCCUCUCCUCCCACUUUUUUCUCUUCCAGUCAACCUUCCAUUUACAUGCUUUGAUACAGCACUCUGUGAACAGCCAGCACUUUCAGCAACAACCUUCUGUGGCACUUCUGCUUUUAAAUGUGCUUUUAAGUGCUUUUAAAUGUUCAUUUCUAAGUGUCUGUACUGUCUUCUCUAUGCAUUUUACUGUGUCUUUGACUUCUAUGAAAAGCGCUUUGUAGAUAAAUUUUAUUACCUCCGCCAAGGAGGUUAUGUUUUUGGUAGCGUUGGUUUGUUUGUUGGUUGGUGUGUUGGUUUGUUUGUUUGUUUGUUAGUUUGUUUGUCUGUGAACAACUUUACGGAGAAAGUUACAGACGGAUUGACCUGAAAUUUUCACCAGAGGUGCGUCUCAGCCCCAGGAGGGUCCCAUUAAAUUUUGGUGGUGAUCCGGAUCACCUUCUGGAUUCAGGAAUUUUUUGAAGGAUUCUUUAUCAUUAUGAGAUAGGGCAAAUUUUGGAAUUUUUGCAUUUAACUCUAUAAAAAUGGCCAGAGUUUUUAGUAAAAAAUUACACAAAAGGAUCUCAAUGAGUUUUAUGAGUUGUAAAAGGUUGAUCCUGAUCCAGACAAAAUUCCGGAUUCUGUGAUCCAGAACACACAAAAAUAAGGGUGUCGUUGGAAUUUUCAAUGCUGAAAGAUAACGAAUGGGCGGCACUGUGGUGUAGAUGGGCAGCACAGUGGUGUAGUGGUUAGCACUGUCGCGUCACAGCAAGAAGGUCCUGGGUGCGAAUCCGGGUCAGGGCAUUUCUUGUUUUAGGAACAUUAUGAACAGUGAACACACCAGUUUAAACACAAAUAAAAGUUAAUAAAAGACAGUUAACAGUAAAAGUUUUGGUGUGACUCACAAUAUAAGAGGGGACAUGAGCUGCUUGGUGGAGGUCUGCGCUGUCCGAGUGCUUUUCUAGUUAUUAAUGUGGAGGGGGGUCAAUGAUUGUCUUCUGGCCAACUGUGAAGUUAACAGUCUUCCCUACGAUUGUGGUUGUGUGAGCUUGACCAGAGUGAGAGGUUAAAUGCUCAGUUAACCUUUGCAGGUAUCCAGAGUUAAUUAGCUAACAAGAGGUCUUUUCAGAACUGAAAGAACUGACAAGAAACUGGACUUUUGCGUAAUACUCUGUUUUGAGAUAGAUUUUUUAUUUUUAUUUUUAUUUUUAGCUGUGAAUCAGAAUAAUCAAGAUUAAAACAAAAAAAGUCUUGAAAUAUUUCACUCUGUGUGAGAUGAAUGUAGAAUAUAGUCAAAGAAUAGAUUUUUAAAUUUUAUUUUGAACUGCUUUGAAGGGAAAAACACACCCCUUCCACAGUGUAACAUUGCACACCCCCUGCAUAACUUUUAUCGAGUCAACUUUUAUUUGAAGAAUAUCUUUGGUAAAGACACUUGAGUUAGACUUACACAAAUACCGGGAGAGGAAGAUUUCUACCAGGCUUUAAAUCAGAGUCUGUUUUUAAUAUGGAUGUUACCAUGUGCACAAAUACGAAAUAACUGCUAAUCCAUGACAAUUAUACUGUUGCUUAAGAUUAACAUUGCAAAAAGUGAAAAAUGAAAGUGGUCUUUUAAUGAAAUAUUUUGCUGCUAAGCAUCAUGUCAUCCUUGGCCUUGGGAAAGAGAGAGAUGCUCCGAUGACUGUGCUAGCUGUUUCACUAGCACAGUCAUUGUAGCAUUAGCAGCAGGAGCAGUCAAGCCAUUUGUUAUUAGCCAUAACCGAUGAGUCACAGACACAGCUGUAGGGCAGUCAUUGUACCUUAAGCUACAAAAUGGGCAGCAGUCAGAACAUUUUGUGCAACAACGUUAUUCAGCCCAUCAAAGCUGUAGUGCUCUGCCUUCACAUUGAUUUAUCUUCACUUUCAUUUCAUUUUAAAAUCUCCUGCUUGCUCUAGUCUGCAUCAGUUUGAGUUGUAUGAGGAUCCCCGCAAAAGCAAAAAGAACAGAAAUCACAGAUAUUUUCCAUCUCACAGCUUCUUCCAAACACUUGCAACUUAGCUUCUGUGUUAAGUAAAGAAAACAAUCAAUUUCAUGUCAUUUCAGCAUACACCAAAUUUGAAAAUGAUCUCUGAAUGUACAGAAUAUACAUGACCGUGUUCUUUAUGUCCUACUGCUUACACUGAGGACACCAAGGUGGUAGUACUGAUCAUGUACUGAUUAUUUCACUGGUAGUUACAACAAACAGAAACCCAACUGCUGAACAACCCAAAGCCACAAUAUCCAUCAUUAGUCACAUAUUGACAUUGACCCAACAAUAAGAACCCAAGCAGCAUGAGAACCAAACAGUAUGAACUGAGACCAAGAGGACCAAUAAAGGAACCAAGUAAAGUAAGAAAGGAAGGAGACAAAAACAAUAGAAAGGACAAAAACAUCCCAGAUUGGAGCCAAGCACAUACAGACUUUUAAAGUGAACAGUAGAAUCUUAAAAUUAAUUCUAAAACUAGCAGGGAGCCAGUGUUGAGAGAUUAAAAUGAGGGGAUGUGAUGGCAUUAUUUUAGAACUGAUGAUGAGAGGCUUAGCUGCUGCAUUUUGGACCAGUUGGAGGCGUGAGAGUUUGAUUCUUGAUACCUGUCGAGAGAGGAUUACAGUAAUUAAACCUGGAGGAGAUGAAUGACCUUUUCAAGGUCCGUUUGUGAAAGCAUUGAUUUGAUUUGGAGAUGGUACGUAAUUGGUAGUAGCACAAUUGUUUGAUUUCUCUUAUAUGAUAUUCAAAGGUAAAGUAAAAGUCUAGUAUUACUCCCAAACUUGUGAAUAAGGUACCAAGGCUGAGCUCUUUUGAAAAAUCAGUGUAACAUUGUGGAUUGAAGAGUAUUAUUUUGGAUUUUUAAGGAUUUGACUGGAAAAAGUUUCUAGCCAUCCCUGAGACAGUUCUUGAUGUCAGCUAGGUUAGUGAAAGUAUAUCUGUGUGUCAUUAGCAAAGCAAUAGAAGGAGACUUUGUGCACUGAAUUUUUUGGCCAAGGGACAGCAUACAAAGAAAUAAAAUCAGCCCUAAGAUUGAACCCUGUGGUACCCCAUGAGUAAUGUUAAAAGAGGAAGAUGAGUGUUUGCCUGUGGUGACCGCAAAGGUUUGAUCUAAACGGUAAGAUUGAAACCAGCUAAGUGCAGUGUCCCAAGACCCAAGAUAUGCCUUUGAUAACCAAAAAAACCCUGACUGAAGGUGGAACCUGGGAUAUUUUUUCUGGACACAUUAACAAUUAUCAAAGGUGUUUUAAGUUUGUUUUCUUUUCUCUUCUUCAGGAGGAUUAUUUUUUGCUAAACCAAUGAGGUCUAAGCGCUAUGUUACCAUGUUGGACCCAUUUCAGCAUCGCUACGGAAACAUUUUCACCGCAACACUUUUGCUUCCCGCUUUGGUCAGUGAUAUCUUGUGGGUGGCCUGCAUCCUUGCUGCCUUGGGUGAGAACCAACAAAUGCAGAAGUCUAUAUGAACCAUCUUCAACAUUAAAGGGCUAAAUAAACAUUUAUAUAAUCUCAUAUCAAAAUCAAGCACCGUCUCUGAUAUAAAAAUGUCCUUCAUUUUCAGGUGGAACCAUGAACGUCAUUCUUGGCCUGUCGUCUACCCUGUCCAUCCUUAUCUCAGCUGCUGUCUCAAUUAUCUACACAUUUUUAGGGGGGCUCUACUCAGUUGCAUACACGGAUAUUAUCCAGCUUUCCUUCAUCUUCUUCAGCCUGGUGAGAAGAAGGAAGAUACAAACAAAAGCAGAUAUAUUAAGUUACAAAGCAGGAUACAAAACAGAAAUGAAAAGACCCGUAUCAGAUGACUACAUUAACACUGACUCACAAGCGUUAAAGCAAAUCAAUAGAUGACCUGACUUCUAUUUGCUUUAACAGCCUUUUGUUUUUUGUCUGUUCCAGUGGCUCUGUGUUCCUUUUUUGCUCUUGAGUCCUGCAGUCACUGACGUCUCUCAGAGCCAAGCCCACUUCAACCAAUCAAGCGGAAUCUCCUGGUUAGGAGAGCUUGAGCUGGCAGAUGCAGGAAAAUGGGCAGAUGAGAUGCUGCUAUUGGUAAGAUGUUACGCUUAUUUUGUCAGACCCACAAACACUUCCAAUCUGGGCAGUCGUCUCCUUCAAUUUAACCCAUUCUCUUCCUGUCCCCCUGACUUGCAAUUUCUCCUGCUUAUCUUCCUGUCUCGACAACAAUCAAAUGAGUGUUCCUUAACCUCUGUGUGGGAUGUGUCAUAAGAGCUCGCUCACUGAGUCAUUCCCUCUCAUUCUCCUCCAACAUUUUUGUGUGUUGUGUCAUUUUUGUAAGACAUUUUGUACAUUUUCCUUUUAAUGUGGGCUUUAAAAUGAAGAGAAAUUUGAAGGAUUUUUCUUGCACAUUUGUUUAACUUAUUGAUCGAUAGUUUAGAGAGUUCAUUUCCCAAUACUAUUGUGUUUUGUCCUUAUAUUUGCUCCUUGGCUAUACAAAUGCAGACAUACAACCCCCCGUGUAUAACAUUUCCCUCAGUUUUCCCAAACAGUAUAUCCUUGCUGAGCUGCUAGGGCGUAAAGAGGGAAUUUUGCACAGCAGCCAACUCUGAAAUAAACAGGUUUCAAGACAGACCUUGAAAAACCUUAAACUUCUAAACCCAGAAUGUACCUGCUACUUGUGUGAGUAAGCUGACAUUUACAAUGAUAAGAUCUAUCAUCUUUUGUAGCACAGCCAGUAUCUUGUGUCAACUUUUGUGAACAAAACAAGGUUGGCAUAGGCGUUUUGUAACACUGUCUUACAAAACCUAAAUUCCCAGGAGAGAUAUCAGAUCAACCGACCAGUCUUAGUCCUCCUAGUUGAACACUGUAACUGCAAAAUGCAACAGUCCUGCUGCCAAUGCGGCAAAAAGAAAUGCAUUAAAGACUGACCCAUUAAUUUUCAUAUCAGACACAGUACAGGCCCUAGCUUUAGGCCCAAUACAGCUGACUAACCAUAUCCACCCUGUCCUAACCAUAGACUGUAUGUAGAAUGGACAUUAUCUGCCUCCUCGCUGGGUGAAGCCUCCGCGAGAACAGCACCCUCUGGUGACAGCUUGCAGUAUAGGUUAUAAAUCCUGCCUCCUCCAGCAAACUCAAUAGGGCUGUGGACAAACUAAAGAAUUAAUUACACAGAAUAUACAUUUUUCUCCCCCGUGGUUGUGAUAUUGAAAUGUAGUUACUGUAAGACUGGUUUGUGCUCAAGUCCUCUUUUUUCGUGUUUUCUGAUUGACACUUGAUACAGCCUAUGGGCAUAUGAAGAUUGCGUAGUUCAUCCGGGGGAUACGCUGUUUGAGCAGAGCAUCAUCACAGUGACUCUCCCGCUAAAUGCGUUCAAUGCUACUGCGCAAGUGGUGGUUCCAGGAAGUGGAGAAAAUCCCAGAAAUACCGAAAGCAUUUUGGAUUCAAAUUCGUAUCAUGAUGGAAGGUGGAGCCAAGUUGUCCAUAGUAUAUACAGUCUAUGUUUCUAACCUGCUUUGACUGAAGUCAAAAUGUGUCUUUUAGGUAAACUGCAUGAUAUGCAAAGUUACUCACAAACAAAUUGUGUGUUUCUUGUACAACCUUGUGUCUACUACAGGCUUUGGGGGGACUGGCCUAUCAAGCUCUUUACCAGAGGAUCCUCUCUGCAUCGUCCUCGGCUCAGGCUCAGGUCACCUGUUAUGCUGCUGCUGGGACAGUUUUUGUUAUGGGUAUCCCCUCUGUUGUCAUUGGAGCGGUGGCUUCCUCUGCAGGUAAACAUGAAUGCAAACUCUCAGCUGUGCACAUACAGGACACAUCUACAUUUGUAAUCACACUUAGGCCCUAUUACCAUCGUGGGUAGUGUAGGCAGAUAUAGUCUUGUUUACAUUUGUAUGUGUGCUGUGGUUAGCAUAACAUACUAAUUAAGGUGGGACAUUUUCCAGCUUCCAAACACUUAGCCUCCAGCUUCCUGAUUCAUUUAUUUCUUUAUUUUGAUGCCAUCAUCAUAACAAAAGUUUCCUCCCCUCCCAUUAUUUCAUUUCUUUUCAACCCUGUCUGUCUCUUUCUCUACUUCUAUAACUCCUCCUCCUCUGUCUCCUUUCCUCUAAGACUGGAACCAGACAGCGUAUGGUCUACCCCCUCCUUUUGAACGAGGGGAGGCAGGGAAGAUCUUGCCACUGGCCCUGCAAAACCUCACACCCACCUGGUUGUCAGUGUUAGGCAUUGGUGCUGUGGCUGCAGCAGUUAUGUCCUCCAUGGACUCUGUGCUGCUGUCCUCAGCAUCCAUGUUUACGCAAAACAUAUACAAGACGACUUUGAGGAAGCAGGUGUGUGUGCGCGCUGUGUUUGUGAGUUUGUGUAAGUGCGCGUGUGCACGUGUGUGAGCACUUCAGCGGUUAUCAGUGCAACAGUAUUUUAAUCGCCCUGGUUUUUCUCUUCCUGCAGGCGUCAGAGCGGGAGCUGCAGUGGGUGAUCCGUGCUAGCGUGCUGCUGGUGGGCCUGGCAGGAACGGGUUUAGCCUUCAGUGAUGACAGCGUGUUCGCCUUGUGGAUGCUGAGCGGGGACCUUCUCUAUUGUGUGAUCCUCCCACAGCUCGUUGGGGUGUUGCACUUCAGCUGUACUAACAGUUAUGGUGCGAUCAUCGGUUAUUUGGUCGGACUGCUGCUGCGCGGGCUGAGUGGGGAGCCAGUGCUUGGGAUUCCCCCUAUCCUCCUGUAUCCUGGCUGGAGGGAACAGGACGGGGUUAUUACUCAAUACUUCCCCUACAGGACUCUAGCCAUGCUUCUCUCUGUAAUUUGUAUUGUUUCUGUGUCGUGGUUGGUGGGGCUUGCUUUCUGUCACCAGCUAAUUCCUCUGUCCUGGGAUGUACUUGGGGUGUUUGAGGAGAAAAAAGAGGCAGAGGGGGAUGAGGUUCCUGUUUCUCUAGGGGAAAAGAACAAUAUCCUUAAUACAAGACUCUAG